AUGUGGCCAAUUUCCCAGCCCUCACCAGAGGUGAAGCAACUUGUACACCGCUUCUUCUCUUUGGUAGACACCAAUUCGGAAGAAGUAGGGCAAACCAUAGCGGAUGAGAUCUUUACCCAGGAUGGCUUGAUGGUCACGGCGAAUGCCAUGUUUCAAGGGUCUGCCGAAAUAUCGCAAUCUAGAAAGGGCGCCUGGACGACGGUGAAGAGUCGACGGCAUAGCAUCUUGAAGAGCUAUGUGAACGACGCAGAUGGCACGGAUCUCUUUUUAAUCGGCAAUUUGAAAAUGAAGACAUUGGAUGGAACACAGAUGAACAUGGAGUUUGUUGCUCGGAUGAAAAUCAUAGAACAACAGUCGGGGCCCAGAAUACGCAAAUAUCAGGUUGUCAGUCCAACUCCACAGGUCGCAUGGCCUAUCAUGGAAGCUGAAUGA
This is a messenger RNA of Penicillium odoratum, 432 nucleotides long. RefSeq lists its product as uncharacterized. The transcript has 2 exons. Lineage: Eukaryota; Fungi; Ascomycota; Eurotiomycetes; Eurotiales; Aspergillaceae. The record is from RefSeq and is a predicted model, not a curated record. The coding region runs from base 1 to 432 and encodes 143 amino acids.